Molecule: messenger RNA, 1975 nt
Organism: Notolabrus celidotus (New Zealand spotty)
Lineage: Eukaryota; Metazoa; Chordata; Actinopteri; Labriformes; Labridae
Product: prostaglandin reductase 3-like
Exons: 2
Coding region: 430-1644 (404 amino acids)
Cellular component (GO): mitochondrion
Molecular function (GO): zinc ion binding; oxidoreductase activity
Source: RefSeq, a predicted model, not a curated record
UGGAUGUUUUGGAUGCUUUGGUGGGUGCUGUGUUCGUGGGAGGACAGGGGUUGAGAAGGAGACGCUGGGAGAUGAGGAUUGAUUUGUUUCACCUUACAAGGAAGUGAGCGCUGUGUCCGGGAAGGGGAGGGACUCCGACGACAAGUCUGGGGCGCCGUUGUGCUACUCACAGGACUGCACCACAACAGUGCAGCGUUUUAAUCCGAAAUAAUCCAUUCUAAUUCUGUAAUGUUCGCGUAAGUAACCUAGCGUUCUGCUAAACAGCACCAUGGGUGUACUGUUGGUUUAAAGGCGCGUUUAGCCCGGCUCUGCUCUGCCCGGCCCGGCCUGGCCCUGAGCGCUGUGAGCAAGCUAAAGGCUGUGCGGGCUUCUCACCACCACCACAAACCUUCGUCAAGUUGCCCGUGAACUUUGUCACAUUUCGGAGCCAUGAGCAGCCUGCUAUUGGUGAGAAACGGCAGGAGAGCGAUAUCAGUGAUCGGCGGGGGGCGCAGAGGCACCGACACACUUUCAGGAGUUGAUCCGGCUGCGCGGCGCACAAUCAUAGAUCUGUCCUACUCAGCGCACUUCAUGGAUUUCAAAGGAUCCUCCAUACCGAGCAGCAUGAAGAAGCUGGUCGUAAACAAGCUGAGUCCUAAUUUCAGGGAGGCCGUUUCUCUGCAGACGGUUGCUGUUCCGACACCCGGGGACGCGGAGCUGCUCGUCAGGAAUCGAUUUGCAGGAAUCAACGCCUCUGAUAUUAAUUACGCGUCAGGCCGAUACGACCCCUCGGUGAAACCCCCCUUUGAUGCCGGAUUCGAGGGUAUAGGUGAGGUCGUCGGCCUCGGCCUUAGCGCCAGCUCCCGUUUCACCGUUGGGGACACUGUGGCCUACUUCACAAGUGGUGCAUUUGCUGAGUACACUGUGGUGAAAGCCAAGGAGAGCAUCCCUGUCCCUGCAGUGAAGCCAGAGUUCCUCACCCUGCUGGUCAGCGGAGCCACGGCAUACAUCGCCCUGAAACGUCUGGGCGACCUGGCCGAAGGUGAGACGGUUCUGGUCACGGCGGCUGCAGGAGGGACGGGACAGUUUGCGGUGCAGUUUGCCAAACAGGCCGGCUGUCACGUGAUUGGUACCUGUUCAUCUGAUGAAAAAGCAGGCUUCCUGAAAUCGAUUGGCUGCAACAGGCCGAUCAACUACACCUCUGAAGACCUGGCGAAGACGCUGAAGAAAGAGUACCCCAAAGGCAUAGACGUGGUAUACGAGUCUGUCGGAGGCAGCGUCUUAGAGCUCGCUGUGAAAAGCUUGGCCACUAAGGGCCGGCUGAUUGUGAUCGGCUUCAUCUCAGGGUACCAGAGUGCAUCAGGGUUCCCACCUUUUAAAGGGGACACCCUACCCAUCAAGCUGCUCCAGAAGUCAGCAAGUGUUCGAGGCUUCUUUCUGCCGCACUUCUUCAGUGACUACAGAGAGGCUCUGGGCACCAUGAUGCAGAUGUUUGCAAAGGGGAAGCUGCAGUGUGAGGUGGAUUGUGGGGAUUUGUCAGAGGGGGGGAGGUUUGUUGGCCUGGAGUCGGUCUUCAGGGCUGUGGACUUCAUGUACGCCGGGAAAAACCUGGGCAAGGUGGUGGUGGAGGUGGCACCACCCACCGUUAGCAACAGUAAACUGUGAUUCAACUGAUUGUUAAUGCACUAAAUAAUGACCUGAGUGAUUGUUUGAGAAGAAGUGUGGUGCUUAAAUCUUUCGUCCACAGAGAUUUUGUUCUUUAUUUUUGUAAGAUGGUUGAUGAAAUACUUCAAGUUGAGCGACAUGAUGCCUUAUGAAUGAAACUAAUUACUAACCUCAUGUUGAUUCUGAGGGCUGGAUGCAACACAGCUGUUUUUGUCAUGUAAACGCUAAGCUGUCCCAGAAAAUCUGAAAAUAAUACUCUAUGCUUUGAUGAUCAAAUUGCACAAGUGUCAAGAUUUAAAAUAAAAAAGUGGAUUCGUAGAUUAUUUUUCUA